This is a messenger RNA of Prorocentrum cordatum, 9057 nucleotides long. The record is from the annotation of a GenBank genome assembly. NCBI's taxonomy places the organism in Eukaryota, Dinophyceae, Prorocentrales, Prorocentraceae.
GUGGCCCUGCAGAUCGGGGCGCCGCAGGCCGCGGUGAAUUACGUACCGGCGCCUGGACUCGGUGGCGCCUUGUACGAGCUGGGCGCGGCGCUGCGACGGGACAUCGACGACUGCGGCGGGGGCCUCCAGCCCGGCGACCAACCGCAGCAGGAAAUGCCGAGGGCCCAGAGCGAGGGGUUCCCGAUGGCUGCUGUCGCGCCGACGAUCGAGGACACGGACGACGGCUCCGGCGCCACGCAGGCCCUGGCGACCUUGCACGUGGGCGCUGCCGCCGACCCCAGGGCGGGCCAGCCGCCCGGCGAAGGACCCGCGGCUGCUGCCCCCGCGCCGCCCCCAGGCCUCCUGCAGGAGCCCCUCGCCGAGCCCAUGCUCGCGGAGCUGAUCGAGCACGAGAUUUUGUCGAACUUCGAGAUCGUGCAGGCGGCACGCAGGGUUGACGGGCAGACGGUCGUGCCCCGCUCUCUGGAUUCGCGUUCGGAGUUCACGCUGGCCUUGAAGUCGUUCGCGUACAACCCUGCGGCUGCCGACGCGUGGAGCAUCCUCGGCCUCUCGCCGCUGGAGGGCCCGGACCUCUCCCUGAACACCAUCGGGGCCCGCCUCCGCUUUGCCAAGCUCCUCGCUUCCAUGAUCGACACCGCGCCAUGGCCACCAGCCGACAGGGCAGAGGCGCAUGAGGACAUCGCGAAGAUCACCCAGGCGGCCACGACCUGCUUCUCCUCCUUCGACAGCUGGCUCAGGGAGCGCAGGCGGGCCCGCCCUUCAAAGCUCCCCCUGUGGCACGAGCUCGGCCACCGUGCUCUCCUCGCGGUCCUCGACACCGCCCCGGACGCCUCCGAGGUCGUCUGCACCCAGUGGUCCGCCCUCCUGGACACAGCCGCGCUCCCGACGACCAUGCAGUACCAGGGCCGGAUCGCGCCCACGAGCGAGGCCCGCAUCUUGGCCGACCUGGCGGAAAAGGGCGACCCCUCCUUUUGGGACGCGGUCAGGGCUAGCGGCAAGCCGCUUUCACUCUGGGCUCCAGCUGGCGCCUCGGCGCUCGGCCGCCUCUUGGCUUCGCUCCUGCGCCGCUCAGCGGUCGAGGCGCCGUGCCAGUACAUCCGCUUCAUCGUCCCUUUGGACCUCCACCCGGGGUGCACCACGAGCGAGACGAUCUGCGACUUGUGGUGGCACGAUUUCCUGAGCGAGAACUGGGCGGCGAUGAUUCGGAACGUCGAGUUCCACCCGCAGCCCAUGGAGUUCGUCUCCCCAGGACCCUCGGGACCCCGCCACGAAUUCCGAGGUCUGGCGAUCUUCACGGUAUCCUCCGCCCUCCCUCGACGACACCACCAGGUCUGCGAGCUGGAGUCGCCCAUCCUCACAUUGGAGGCUGCCCCGACCUACGUCGUGGACUUCCCUUCGAUGCUCACGGUGGAGGUCAUGCAUGCGUUGCUCGACGUCGCCGGCCAGUCGGCGCAAAUCGGGCGGAUUUACCGCAGCCCUGGGCACUCGGAGGAGACCCCGCGGGGCAGGGUGGAGAUCCGGUUCGCUCUCCACACGCCGCGCCUGGAGCAGGAGUUGCGGAUGCGCCAGGUCCGUCGUCUCUUGCCCGCUGGCGUCUGCUUCGCCUCCCAGGACCUGUUCACCGAGCCCGGCGCCCUGAUCGCAGAACUCGGCCACGCGGACGCCAUCACUUCGAUUUGGAGCCUCUGCUCAGGAGCUUUGUUCCUGGGCAAAAGCCGGCUCCUCCUCACGACGGAGGCCGCCGCUGAGACGUGGCAGGUGACGAUGGACACGCUCAUACGCAACGACCCGGACACCGCCGUCUACAAGCUGAAGCACCGGCCUUCGCGACAUGGAGGGCGGGCAUUCUCGUCCCCCUCGGCGCUGCUAGCGCGGAUCGCGGCCACCCGCCGUGCCAAGACGUCCCGCGGGGCCUCGUCGACGACCCCAGCCAUCGCGGACGUCACGAUCACGGGUCGCCUCCACGCCGACGAGCACGCCGUUGUCCGCACCCUCAUGGACCACCUGGUCUCCCAGACAGGCCUCCAGCUGACUGAGCAGGCAGACGGACCGAGCAGCAAGGUCGGCACUUGGAAGUGGCUUUCGGCCACAGACCCUUCGGCGCCGCCUGGCAGAUCUCGCCUGUUCUUGAAGGACCUAGCUGAGGUGUCUCGGAUCAAGGCGGCCCUCCACGACAAGACCAUCAAGAUCGGGAUGGACGCAUUCCGCCUCCAGGUCCACAACGACCUGCAGGACCGGCUACGGGGCGGCAGUGCCGUCCAAUGGUUGGAGGGCUUCUGCGGCGUUGGCAGCGGCAAGAGCGGGCCCCCUGGCAUUUUGCUGCCACCUCGCCGGCCGCCCCCGGGCCUCUGGUUGACUGGCGACCACCACAGAGUUCGCGAGCCCACCGCUACCCCUGAGAGCGUAUCUACCGAAGCGAGCUGCGCCGAGACCAGGGACGGCUACCCAGAGUCGGGCUCCGACUGCCCCACGGCCGACACCAGCGGGGCGCCGUCGCCGGUGCACUCGCAGGGCCUCGAUGCGCCGUGGGCGCCGCUGCUGGCAAUGCCGCCCGGCGCGGCGGCGUGGCCGCUCGCCGUCGAGCCCGGAGUGGCGCCGCGGAGCUCUCUGGAACGCCCCACGGGCGGCUCCGCGAACCCUCGCCUCGGCCCCCGCAGGCUCUGUGCGCACGAGGGCUUCCACAGCGACGCCGCCUGCCGCUCUUGCCACCCGUGCGGCCCCAGCGUCUACGAGAUCGGCCAGCGGAGCGGCGGGUGCCGUGAGGAUGCGGCCGAAGUGGCGAAGCGGCUCCAGAGUUUUGUCAGCUACGGCCUGGAGGAGAUCCCCGAGCAUCCACAUUUCGGUACCGACUUCAAUCAGGCGAUUCCUCUGGACCAACUGCGCGGAUGGCUACUGCUGCAGAGAUCAAGACUGUCCCCGACCGAGCGUGCAGCAGUGAUCAGCGCAGUCAAAGGCAACUUCGACUACGAUAGCAUCGGAGAGCAGCUACGAGUGUCUUGGCCCGACGAUGAGUUGACGAAUCGCGACAAGAAGACAGGCAAGGACAACCAUCGUCAUCGAGAGCGAGGUCGAAUCCACGCCGGCUGGGAGGAUAACAGCGAGGACGACGACGCCUAUAGCUACUAUGACGGAGAGCAGUCGGAGGUCUCCUACGAGGAUGGCGACGGCGACGAGGACGAAGGAGAUCCCGAGGAGCCGCUGUACAGUGCCCAGGAGAUCGAGGACGCCGAGACCGCGUUCGCCGCCCAGCAGCGCAGCUUCAAGGUCGCGGAGGACAGCGCAAGUUUCAAGGGCCCCGGGCUGGGCCCCGAGGCUAUGGCUCAUCGAGCAAAGGACGAGGCCGAGGGGGCGGACAGCGACGUGACGGACCUCCUCGACGAGAUGGAGAUCGCUCCCAAGGAUGCCGAGAUGGAGGCCGACCUCAUUACGAACGAGACGACCCGCAUCGAGCUGGAGACUGCGAUGCCCCCCAAGCCGGCGAUCGAGAACAAGCCGAAGCGGGGGAAGAGGCAGCUCGACAAGACCCAGCAUCUUCAGGUGGAGAAGUCCAUCGAGAUGCGAGAGCGAGUUGAGCACGUCAAGCUGCCGAGCUGGCCUACACUGGAGAAGCUCGACGACUGGGUCCUCAUGAGUGUGAAGCAGAGCUCCUCCAAGGGUUUCGGAAUCCUGGACGCUGGCGCGACCUCCAGCAUCAUGGGCAUAGAGGCCGCCGAGAACCUACGCGACAUCAUUUUCGAGCAGACGGGCCAGAACAUCAAGAUGGACGUUAGCCAGAAGAGUGCGUUUAUAUUUGGCGAUGGCAACUCCAAGACCUGCACCGGCAAGGCUACCUUCCCUCUCAAGAUCGCUGGUGUGGACGGCGAGCUCGAGAUUAACAUCCUCGACGCAGAUGCCCCGCUCUUGAUCGGAGUGGAUGUUCUGCGCCGCCUGGGAGCUGUGAUCGACUGCGAGGCACAUUGCGUUUACUUCAGGCCCCAGAUCAUGGAGCCCUGCAUCAUUACCUACGCCUACGGGGACACCAUCAUCCUUUACGCUUACAGGGAUAUCACCAUUACCUACGCCUACGGGGACAUCAUCAAUAACAACGCCUGGGACAUCAUCUGCAUCAGCCCCUGCGGCCUCAGCUAUGACAUCAUCAGGGUCACCCUCGGAGGACUCGGGAGCAUCGGCGACGGGCCGCUCACCGACGUCGACGAGGACACGAAGGGCAACAUCUUCUACACGGUCGAGGGCUCGGAGCUGGACCGCAGCAAGAAGCGGAUGACGGACAUCUUCCUGCUGGAGCAUCUGCCGAAUUGGGAGAUGUGGUCCAGCAAGCUCCUCCGGCAGUGGACACAGCGCCGCCGCUGGGGGCGGGUCAUCCAGAAGGUCUUUCUCAAGACGAUCGACCACGUGAACUGGAAGCUGGACAGUCUCGGCCUACCUGUGCAGCUGCUACCAGAGAAGUACCCGACCUGGCCGACGGACCUCGAGCACCGUGCGAAGAUCGAGCAGUGUCCGCCGAGCUCGAAGGCAAAGCAACGUCCCCAGAAGUCGACAGCCGCGGCCGCGCGCGAGCAGAAUCAAGGGCUGCGGGCCACCAUCGAGACCGCAAAGUCCGAUUUCUUGACCAGGUUUGCGGAGGUGAGUGCGUUUGCAGCGCUGAGCUCAGAGCAGAUCCACGAGCAGCUUAGCAUGGUCACGCUGGGCAACCACCUCAGGCCCCUGUGCAAGAUGUGGGGAUUGACCCAGUCGGGCAAGAAGGUGGAGGUGGUCGACAAUAUCAUAGCGUACAUCAUCGAGCAGCGCGGCUCGGCGGCAGCGACGAUCAAAAUCAAGAUGGAGACCGAGACGAAGAAGACGGAGAAGGCGCCUACGACCGUAGGCCCGGCGAUUCCAGCUCACUACACGCAGAUGUGCCAGCGCCCGGACUGCAAACUAUGCCGAGGCAUCGCGAAGAACGAGCCGAUCGUGAAGGCGAAGCCCUACGGGUGGUGCCACCAGGCAUGCGCUGCCAGAUCAGCCAUCUUCGGAGCUAUGUGCGCCCUCACGACCUUCGGCCGCUUGGCGAUGGUCGAAGCGCGCGCCCACGAGGACUCGAACCAUGGUAAGGUGUGCGACGAGAAGGGCUACCACUAUGAGCGUCUCGGUCUGUUCAACGAGAAUGACUUCAGCAAGCCGCAGGGUUACCACAAGGCGAAGUUCCUGCUGGAUGAGGAGCGCCCAGAGCUCUUUGUCAGCACUCCACCCUGCGGGCCCUGGUCGAUAAUGCAGAACGUCAACCAGCGCGACGACAGGCAGAGGGAGAACCUUCGCAGGAAGCGCCUCAAGAGCCAGCGGAUCUUCGAGAACAACAAGAGGCUCAUAGAGCAUCAUGUGCUCAACCUGAACGGCUCUGCCCUCGCCGAGCAGCCACGCAACAGUAUGUCGUGGCAAAAGACCUGCUGGAAGGACCUCCACAAGAUACUCCCCUACGAGGUGAUCGUGGACGGCUGCGCCUGCGGACUGGGAGCUCCCGACACAGGCGAGCUCAUGAAGAAGCGCUGGAAGUUUCUCACUAACGACAAGAGGAUCUGGGUGGCCCUACAGCCGCUACAAUGCCGUGGAGGACACUACCACGAGGAGAUUGAGAGCAGCCUGAGGACUGAGGCUUCGGGCUACUACCCCAAGAUGCUGUGCCGCCGGAUCCUCCGGGCUCUGACAAAGAGCCAGAACCAUAAUUACUUCGAGGACGAGGUUGUGAAGUGCCUUUGCAUGGCAGCUACCCAGCAAACACCGACGGAGCCCACGCUUGUGGAGGAUGGUCCGUCGAUUCCACCUCAAGACGGCAAGGAGACUCACGACCUCACCAAAGAGACGAUCAAGAAUAUCGAGAGCUACAUCAGGCUGGUACACACCAACCUUGAACAUCUACCCCGAGCUCAUCUACUACGAUACCUUCGCGACCGUGGUGCUCGCCCAGAGGUGCUACGACUGGCCAGGAAAUUCAAGUGCGACAUCUGCGACGCGCACCGACCACCGACAAAGCAGCCACCAGCCUCAUCAGCAGAGCAGCCACAGAACGGUCACGAGGUUCUCUUCGACGCCUUCUCAUGGAUCCGUCGCAGCAAGAAGACGAACGUGAUGGCGCUGGCGAUCCUCGACGCCGGCUCAGACAUCCUCUACGUGCGACUGAUCGACGAGAAGGAGAUCCCGGGUACGACUCGACAACUUCGCGCUGGCGACCUUCGACAUAUUUUUGCGACAAUGUGGUUUCCUUGGAUGGGGCGCCCGAAGGUCAUGCGCUACGAUCCCGCUGGCAGCGCCAUCUCCAACGAGUUCCGCGAGUGGAUCGAGGGCCAGGGAGUCUACUGUCCUCCAUGCGCGGCCGACGCCCACUGGCAGAUCGGCAAGAUUGAGCGCGCGAUCGAAGCUUUCAAGGAGGCCCUCGACGCUUUCGGCGAGAUGGUCUCAGCUGAAGUGCCUACCAGCGAGAUGAUUGGACUCCAGACAGCUGCCAGGAACGGCCUGAUCAGGAUUGACGGAUUCAGCCCACUGCAGCGCGAUGCCGGACGGACCCCGGCGGGGACCACGGUUAAUUUGUCCGACGAGCCGAACAACCUGCCCCUCAUCAGCGCCGAGCUGCAGGAUGGCACCUUCAGCAGGGGCGCCCAAGUUCGACGCCUGGCGCGGCUGGCUCACCUCCAGACCGAGAACUCCAACCGAGUCAAACGGGCGGGGGCCGCGCGCUUCAGGCCCUUCAAAAGGUACGAGACGGGCGACCUGGUCUUCGUCUACAGGAGGCUCCCACCAGGAGCCUGGAUCAAGAAGGGCCAACCUCGCUCCAUGCCUGGGCGAGGCCGCUGGUACGGACCUGGACGAGUACUCUGCCACGAGCCAUCGAGCUCGGGACAUCGACCUGGUCUACCUGGGGCAGCGGUCAACAUCACACUGGCUGGACGCCUCUAUCGAGUUGCCCCCGAACAGCUUCGACCUGCUACGCCCUCCGAAGAGGCGGUGGACUCUCUGCGCUCGCGUCGCGAGCAGCCGGGGACAUGGGCCUUCGGCGACGUCCAGAAGCUGCUCGACCAGAACGAGGCGAUCGACCUUUCGAACGAGUCGCCGCCUACUGGCGAGGACCUGGCCGCUGACGACGGCGAGUCUGUCAGCGCUCGCACCUUCGAGGGCAACGCGUCCAAGACCCUCUCAUACAGCCAGUACAGCCAGAAGCACCACCAGGCAUUCCACAAGAGGAAGGCCACGAAGCUGGACACCAAGAGGAAGCCGAGCUACCUGCAGAAGAAGAGAUCGUCAUCCGACGACGACCAAGCAGAGCGUCCGUCUCAGCAACCCAUUGCGGUGGACACGGACGACGACCUCGACGAGACUACGGCGCCUGACAUGAACGACAAGCGCCGGCUGCGGUCGCCUGGCUCGACCGAGCCACCUGCCAAGAAGCAGCGGAUCAACGUCGCGACCCAGGAGGCCUUCUCCCACUACCUGCAGGAAGGCAACUUCUACGGGGACCACGCCUACAGCGUCCAGCAGUACGACGAGACGAAGGAGGACGACGAGCUCAUCGUGCUGGACAUCCCCGUCAGCAACGAACACGCGUGCAUGGCCUACAUGGACAAUCCUAGCAAUUUCGUGGCAUCAAAGGCCCGGAAGGGCCGAGUGGAGGGGAUCGACCCGGCGCGCCUACUGCGCUGCCGUUUCGUGCUGACCUGGAAGAAGGACGAGCAGGGCAACGUGCUCCGAGGCAAGGACACGCUCAGGACGCUGAAGCUGGAGAUCGUGCAGUGCGAACCUUGCGUCUGGGUCAUCCGAGACGGUAACAAGAUGGUUGGCAUGGCCAUCCUACAUGUCGACGAUAUGAUGAUUGCCGGCGAUCACAACAACUCGGCCUUUCUCAAGAAGCGCCAGGCGAUUCAACAAGCGUUCGAAUGGACACCCUGGGAGAGCCGAGCGUUCGUGCAGCGUGGCAUCAGCAUUCGACAGAACGAGGAUUAUACCUGCAGCCUCGCACAGGACAGCUACAGCCUGAACGUGGAGCCCAUCAAGAGAGAUCAGAUCUACGAGGCCGACUUGGUACAGUCGGAUGGCGAGCUCAGCAGUCGGUCCCGUGGCUCAGCGCAGAAGUUUUUUCUACUUCAAGCGGAGAUACCUACGGCCACGGUCUCAACCACCCAGAAGAUCAACAAGCUUAUCCGCGCCAUGAAUGACACCGCCGACGUAGUCAUUCUCAUCCCGGCCAUUGAGCAGAUUGCCGUGGUUGGCUGGGGCGAUGCAGCAUGGGCCGCCCGUAUCACCGGCGAGUCCCAAGGCGGAGAAAUCGUUGUUCUGGCCCCCCUGUCCUUCCUGAGUGGCUCGACAGAGACGGUUGCGCCUAUCUCUUGGAGAUCAUGCAAGCUACCCAGAGUGGCCAGAAGCAGUGCGAGUGCGGAGGUCCAGAUGAUGACUGAGACCCUGGACGAGAUCAGUUACGUGCGACUAUUCAUCUACGAGCUGGAGUGCGGUCAAGUGGACUACACCAACAAGCAGCACGUGAACGACGCCAUCUCAUCCUGCCCUGGCGUACUUGUCACAGACGGUAAGUCGGGCUACGGCGCGAUCGAGAAGAGUGAGUCAGCUGGUCUCGGACUGCGUGACAAGCGGACGAGCAUCGAGUGCUUGGGCAUUCGACAGCAGAAGGAGCAGACGGCCCUCCAGAUACGCUGGGUACACAGGGACGCCAUGUUGGCCGACGGACUGACCAAGGAUCGUGCCGCCAAGGUCUUGCUGGAGUUCUUCAGAUCAGGCCAACGCUGGAGACUCGUGGACGACCCACUUCACCGCAGUGCCCGGAAGCGCAAGACCGAGGGCUUGGACAAGCUCGACCAUGGCAAGCCGGUCUCGGACGAUGACGAGGACGCUAUGCUGGAGGCCCUGAUCUACUACGCCCGCGACAACCCCGACGAGCAGGAGAGCCCUGCUGGAGAUGCUGCCCUGUGGGGCAUGAUUAAGCCGCUCACGCGCUCUGUGCUUUCUGUGAAUUCAGUUGCCAGAGGCAGUACGCAGAAUCUGGUGUCGAGGAGCUGGAUCUCGACGCGGAUGCAGCAG